Molecule: messenger RNA, 8062 nt
Organism: Chrysemys picta bellii (western painted turtle)
Lineage: Eukaryota; Metazoa; Chordata; Testudines; Emydidae
Source: RefSeq, a predicted model, not a curated record
UAUUGGCUUGGGGUGUGCGUGAUGCGGGUGUUGGGCUGUCAAUAUUCUGUACUGGCCAGGUUAAAGGUCUUUCCCCUGCCAAGACCUGGGUUCUGGGGCCGUUACCACAGCAACAGCAGGUGACAUCCUCAUCCCCAGAGAGCAGGGCUCCUCCUGCUAUUGGGGACGUCAUAGGCUGUUGCCAUGGGGACCGCCUGACCCAGCUCUCAGGUCUUGGCAGGUAGGUGAGGGAGGAAACAGAUCUGUCAGUCGCUGUGGCUGGGGAGGGGGAGGGUAAGGGAAAAACAGCAGUUUGUGGUUUCUAUGGCAAUGCGUAGUUUUUGGUGAAGGGUUUUGUUCAGGGGUCCAUUUGAUUGAGCGCUGUUUUUUGCAGCGAGGGGUUGACGUGGUCGGGAGGGAUUUAAGGGCCCCAGAUUUCCAGCACAGCUGUGACAGGGAUGCCCCCGAUGCUGUCAGACUGUACUCGGCAUGUACACCUCAUGUCCUGAGAGUGUAUUCCUCGUGCCUGCCCCCAACGACGUCCGACUGUAUUCCUCAUACACACCCCAGUCACAUCAUUCUGUACCUGACACACACCCCCAAUUAUGUCUGACUGUACCUGAAUGUACACUCCUGUUACAUCACACUGUACCUGUGAGAGACAGACCGAUUACAUCAGACUGUACCUGACGUAUACAGAUGUGACAGCACACUGUACUUGACACAUACAACUCAGUUGUCAGAUUGUACCUGACCCAUGCACUCCAAUUACGUGAGAUUGUACCUGGCACCUACGCCCUAAUUACAUUACGUUAUAUCUAAUGCAUACACGCCAAUUACUUGUGAUGGUAUUGUGACACACACACACGGACCAGUUAAAGCAUGUUGUACUUCCAUUUCUAGCUCUUGCUAUUCUCACACACAUACAUCAAAUACAUCACGCCCUACCUGAUGUGCAUCCCAGAAACAUCAAACCGUAUGUAAAACUUACCCCCAGACCUAUCUUGUGUCAAAUGAAACACACAGCAACUUCAUCAGACCGCACCUCGGGACCUGUCCCCCGGUUACAUCAGAAUGUAGCAGUGAUACACCUUCCCCUAUCUCUAAGUACUUCUGACGGUCCCCGGGACAAACAUACACACCAUUUGCAUCAGACUGUAGGUGUGAUACACCUUCUCCCCAUCUUUGAUUGUUCCUGACUGUAUCAGGGGCACACACUCCCCACCCCCCCCAUUACAUCGGACUGUAGGUGUGAUACACCUCCUCCCCAUGUCUGAUUAGCUUCGACUGUAAACAGCCUGGUUACCUCAGAGUGUACCUUUUCUUCCACUUGUGAUUACCUCUGACUGUACCUAGAGAAACAACGCGCUCCCCCCCCCCAUAUUAAUCAGCACGUAGCUGUGAUAUACCUCCCCACCGUCUCUUGAUUAACUCCAACUGUAGCUUGGGGGGGGAGACACCCCCCACCAUUUAUAUCAGAGUGUAGCUGUGACACGUCACCCACCUCAACCCUGAUUAUAUCCGACUGUACCCACCCCCCCCUUUUGAAUUUUAAUCCCGACAGCCUGCGAUACAGCUCCCCACCGUCUCCAAUUAGCUCUGGCUGUAUCUGGGACACGCACACCAGUUACGUCACGGUGUAGCUGGGCUACCCCUCCCCCCCCCCCGCUCCGGUCUCGGAGCCUGUACCACUGACACGCACCCGCCUCUCCGGUUUCUAACACGUAUCCAGCUGCUCCGCCAGCCCGUGAUCCAUUUGCCUGGAUUCGUUGCAACCUGCGGGUGCCGCUGGCCGAUGACAGUGUGGCGGAAGGUUUUGUUUGGCUGCUGGGGAUUUUGUUGGAUCCUGUCCGGGGAGAGGCAGAGCGGAGGAGCCGUGGGGCAGGAAGCCGUAGUCGAUGAGGGCACCUCCCACAGCUCUGUGGCCGCGCCAUGGCUCCGGUCCUGGAGCUCUCGGACGCCGCUCACUCCCGCUGCCUGCUGGUGGAGCUGAAUGAGCAGCGGCUGCGGGGCCACUUCUGCGACGUCACCAUCAUCGCCGAAGACACCAAGUUCCCGGCCCACAGGAACGUGCUGGCGGCCUGCAGCCCGUACUUCAAGGCGGUGCUGUCAGAGGAGCUGGCCGGCCGCCAGCCGGCCCAGGUGCUGGAGCUGCCCGACAUCCAAGCCGGGGUCUUCUCUGACAUCCUCAACUUCAUCUACCGGUCCCGCCUCUCGGUGCCCAGCCCGGCCGCCGCCCGGCAGAUUGGAGCCGCCGGCCGCCGCCUGGGCAUCUCCUGGCUGGAGAACCUGGACCCCGCCGCUCAGGCCAAGGAGAUGAGCGAGCCCUGGAGCCCCGAGGCCGCCGGAGACACCUCGGCCUCCUCCCCGAGAUCCUGCGCCUCCCCCGUGGACCUGACCUGCCCGUCGCGGCCGGCCGCCAGCCCCGUCUGCCUCCAGGAGCCGGCCCGGCCACCCAGCCCGCAGCGGGAGGCGGAUAACGAAACCGAGACGGCAAAGAUCCUCUACGCCCUAAGCACGGCGCCUGCUGAGCCGGGCGCCCCGGACUGGGAGCAGGAGCGUGGCGCUGCAGAACCGCCUGCCGCCGGGGGCGAGCCAGCGCCGUCGUCUUCCUCGCCGGCAGGCAGCGCCUUCCGCUGCGGGCUCUGCAGCCGCUCCUUCGCCACGCCGGCCGCCCUGAGCCUCCACCUGAAACUGCACCGGAGCCGGCGCUCCCUCUCCUGCCGCCACUGCGGCAAGAGCUUCAUCCACGUCAAGCGGCUGCAGACGCAUGAGGUACUCUGCAAGGAGGCCGGCGAGGAAGAGGAGGCGGCGGCGGUGGGCGGCUCGGCGGUGGCGGGCGGCUCGGAGGCGGCGGCCCCAGCGGCGCCCCUUCCUCCCGCCGCACCGGCGCUGCCCAAACCGGCGUCUUCCAAGAAAGGCCUGCUCUUCCGCCACCGGGCCCUGCAGCGGCUGGAGUACAUCCCGGAGCAGGAUCACUUCGUCAAGGUGGUGGACGGGCAUGUCAUCUACUUCUGCACCGUCUGCGAGCGCUCCUACAUGACCCUCUCCAGCCUCAAGCGCCACUCCAACGUUCACUCCUGGCGGCGUAAGUACCCCUGCCGCUACUGCGACAAAGUCUUCGCCCUGGCUGAGUACCGGACGAAGCACGAGGUGUGGCACACCGGCGAGCGCCGCUACCAGUGCAUCUUCUGCUGGGAGACAUUCGUCACCUACUACAACCUGAAGACCCACCAGAAGGCCUUCCACGGAAUCAACCCGGGACUCAUCUCCUCCGAGAAGACGCCCAAUGGGGGCUACAAGCCGCGGCUCAACGCCCUCAAGCUCUACCGCCUCUUGCCCAUGCGCUCCCAGAAGCGACCCUACAAGACCUAUAGCCCAGGGCUGCUGCCGGAGGGCCUGCUGCUGCCCCCGCAGCCCCUCCCCGUGGCGCUGGGCGAGGGGGACCCCGCGGCCGGCCCUGGUGGGGAGGCGGGGCCCGGCUUCGCAUCUGCCAAUACUUUGGAGGCGCCGGAGGCCGAGCGGUUCCUCCUGCCGGCGCCGGCCGAGCGGCACGAGACGGGGCCGCCCCCGUUCCUGGCAGAGGAGGCGCGGCGGGCGCCGGCGGACGGUGAGGCCCCGUCGGUCAUCGCCUACGGCCACCCGGCCGCCUCGGUCAUCGUGCACAGCACCUCGGUGGGAGGCGGGGGCGGCCAGGCAUCCUCGGUCAUCACCUACAACAGCACGCCCGCCGCCCCCCGCCCCACCCCGGCUGAGCCCCUCAAAAAGCAAGUGCUGAAGGAGUACAUCCAAGCCCAGAAGGCGGCCGAGCAGGCGGCGGAGGAGGCAGGCGGCGGGGAGCCACCAAAACCCCGCAGCCUGCGGCCCGGCCGCACCAUGACCUACAUGGCCAAGCCGGCCUACGUGGGCGCCGCCUCAGAGAGCCGCAGCGCCCCGCUGUGCCAGAUCACUGUGCGCAUCGGCGAAGAGGCCAUCGUCAAGCGGCGCAUCUCCGAGACCGACCUGAUGCUGGACAAGAGCCCGAGGGGCCCCAAGCGUUUCGAUUUCGGGCCGGCCGAGAAAGCGGCUCCUGGCAAACGGGCCGGCAGCUCCUAUGCCCACAACGAGAGCGGCGAGGAAGAGAGCGACCGGGACGCUGAAGACCAGCUCUGGCGUCCGUACUACACCUACAAGCCCAAGCGGAAGGCCUGUGGCUCCGGCGGGGCUGGCUCCGGCGUCCCCAAGGUGAAGCGGUCUUCCCGGUGGCGCCGCAAGCUGCGUUCCCUGCGCUGGAUGAAGCGGGCGGAGGAGGAGGAGGAAAGGGAGGAGCCCAGCCCGGCGCUCACCCGCGCCUCACCAAGUCCCGGCAGCUCCGACGCCCCGGCGCCCGAACCGGCGCACAAGGCUGGGCGCGGCAGCGCCGAUUGGAAACACGAGUGCGGUGCCUGCGGCAAGUUCUUCUCGGCGCUGAAGAAGCUGCGGAAACACGAGCGGGUGCACGGGCGGCCGGGCAAGGACGAUCCGGCGCCAGCGCCGGCCCACCGGGUGGGCCGCAAGCCCUCGGUCAAAUUCACCUGCGCCCACUGCGCCAAGGUCUGCAAGACCGCGGCGGCCCUGAGCCGGCACAUGAAGCGGCACGAGGGGGAAAGCCGGGAGCCUGGCCCGGCCGCCCUGACCACCGUCAUCGCCUAUUCCAAAAAGCCGGAGGAGCCGGAGCCGGCGGCCGUCAAGGAGGAAAUCACGCAGGAGAUGCAGGUCUCGUCGUCCAGCGGGGAGCCGCCGGCAGCGGAGGCCAGCCAGGCCUGCACCGCCGGCCAGCCGGCCACGCCAGAGAGUCAGGGGGCAGCGCCGCCCCGGGAGGAAGAGGUGAUGCCGCCGGAGACGGGCGGGCCACAGGAGGCGGCUGCCCCGCUAGCCGAAGCCACCACCAGCUGUAUCGAGCUGGCCCCAGCGCCGCCCGCCCCCCAGGCCGCCCUCUCCUUGCAAGAUCCCGUCAUCUCGCACACCAGCCCGGCCCCGGCGCCGCACGAGGAGGAGGAGGCGGUGGGUGGCUACGCAGAGAGGUACCCGGUGCAGGAGUACCCCCUGCCCCUGCUGGCGCCUGGGGGCUGCCGGAUCCGGAAGGAGGCAGAAGACAAGCCCGCGUUCCUCGCCUACCCCAGCCCUCUCCCUUUCAAUGCCGUGGGCAAGGCCGGGGCUGGCGAAGGGGAGGGCAAGGUGAGCUUCUACCCCGACCCCUACCCGCUCAUGUACGGGCACCAGCUGCUGGCCGCCUACCCGUACAACUUCACCAACCUGGCCGCCCUGCCUGUGGCGCUGAACAUGGUCCUGCCGGACGACAAGGGUCAGCCCCUCCCUUUCCUGCCCAGCGUCUUCGGCUACUCGGUCAACCCGUGCCGGAACGAGGCCCAGGACGGGGCUGGUGCCGGGGCCCACGGGGCCGGCAGCGGGGCGGGGGGCGGGGCGGCCCUGCCCCGGGGGGUGGUCCGCGGGGAUCCCCCGGCCCCCCGAGCGCCUGAAGAAGGGAAAAUUUCCUGUGAGCGGCAAAGGGGGCAGGUGCCUGAGCUGGGCUAGGACUCUGGGGUGGGGGAGGGGGGUGAUGCUAGAGGGGGUGCUGGUGUUGCGAUGUGGGACGGGGGGGCAUGGCCCAGCAGGGGAGGCACCCGGCGCCGAGGGGACGCUGGAGCCGUGUGCCCCCCCCCGAAGUGUGACAUAAGAACGGGGGGGGAUCCUGGAGCUAGGCUGUGAGCUGUCACUCCAGAUGGAUCAGUCCCCCCUCCAACUCUCCCCCCCCCCUUCAGUGACUCCUGGGGACCCCCCCUCCCCACGGUCCUCAGGACCCCUUUCCCCUCGCAGUCCCCUGCCCCUGACCCCCAGGCCUUGCAGCUGGCAGAUGUGGGGUGGAGGGGGGUUGUUACCCCAAAGGAGGGGCUAUAGAGAGGGACCAAUAUGUGGGAGAUGGGGGAGCCCUAUGUGCCCCCCCAAAGAGUAAGGAGGUGGUUUAGGGGUGGGGGAUCCCAGCUGUGAGGGGGGGCACUACAGUGCCCCCCGACCCAGAAUGCACUGCAAAUCCCCCCCCCCCCACCCGGCUCCAGCAGUGUUCCAGCAGGGGGCGCUAAUACUCCAGCAGGGACCUGCCCCGGGCUCCCCUCCCCACACUGCUGUCCUCAGCUUCCUGCCCUGGGUACCCCCCAAUCCCCUGCCCUGUACCCCAUGCACCCCCAUUUCCCUGCCCCGAGCAACCCAAUUCCCCUGUCCUGGUACCCCAUGCACCCUCCAUUCCCUUGCCCCAGGCACCCUCCUCACCCCCUGCUGUCCUCAGCUUCCUGCCCUGGGUACCCCCCAAUCCCCUGCCCUGUACCCCAUGCACCCCCAUUUCCCUGCCCCGAGCAACCCAAUUCCCCUGUCCUGGUACCCCAUGCACCCUCCAUUCCCUUGCCCCAGGCACCCUCCUCACCCCCUGCUGUCCUCAGCUUCCUGUCCUGGGUACCCUCCAUUCCCCUGCCCUGGGCACCCCCCCAUGCCCUCCCACGCCCCUCCUCCUCCCCAGCCCCCCCCCCCGCGCUCCCAGCCCUGGCGGGGCGCCAGGCUCAGCGGGUGACGCUGUGUUUUGGAGCUGUGACCGGCUGACUCACUUUUUCCUUUCGGGGCCGGGAACCCAGCUCCAGCCCUUCCAGAAACUUCCCUGGUCCCCCUGCCCCCCUGGCCUCUCCCAGCAGGGGGCCCUGUCACCCGACCCCCCACAGAUCUUCCCUGGGGGAAGAUCGGGGGGGUUCCCAUUUGCACUAGUCAUUUUCUGUUUUGGGCCACUGACCCCCCCCCCGACUGCACUAGCACCUCCCCUGAUUACAGCCCCCGUCUUUCUCCAUCACCCCCUUCCUUCACCUCUGGGACCCCCCCCUUGUAGGAAUUGGGACCCCGGAGCUGGCUCUGAGGUGCCAGUUCCGCCCCCCCGAUGGCAAGGCGGGGGGUGGUGGUAUAGGAAAAAGGGGGGUAUCCCCCUAAAAAGAGACCCCUAAUAAAUGACUGUGGUUCAAAGGACUCCAAAAGUGGGGGGGGCUCUGCGGUGAGCCCCCCGGCCCACCCAGCCCCCCACGAUCCCUCCCCACACCGGCCCUCCUAAAAUCCACUCCUCUGCCCCCCCCAAGCUGCUUCCCUGCCCGUGUCCCUAAAAUCCCCCUGUCCGCUUCCCCUGCCUGUGUGCCCCAAAUCCUGCCCCUCUACUAUCCAGCUGCACUGUCACUCCAAUCCAUCUGGCCCCCCCAUGUACCCUCUGCCCCCUGAAACCAGCACAUUUUAAACCACCAAUCUCUGGGUAGCGGGUUGCAUUACAGAUCUUUGGGGGGACCUGUCACCCCUUACUCUGCAGAUCUUGCCCCUCCAAUUGCCAGCUCCCCAUCCUCCCCUUUUGGGGGGACCCCAUGCACCCCCCAUUCCCCUGUGCUGGUUUCCCCAUGCACCUCCAUGGGGGGACAUGGGGAGGGGGGUCUGCACCCCUUUGACCCUUGACAUCUGGGUCAUGAAGGACUUGUGCUGUGCAGGGGGGUGGGUUGUGCCGCUCCCAGAAUCCUUUGUUGCCCCAGGAGGAGAGCGGGUCAGAUUUGGGGGAGUAAAGGGGUGUGUGGAUUUCCCUGGGGGAUUGAGGGGGUGGGAAUCUGGGGUUCGGCCCAUUUAUACACCCCGGUAGCUGGGAGGGGGAUGAUCUCCCUGGCUCAACCUGUGGGGAGGGGCUAAGGAGGAAAUGGGGACAGCCCCCCCGCAACCUUGCCCCCAAACCAACCCCUAAACUCCCUCGCCCCCAAACUCGCCCAUGACCCCUAUGGGGCUGGGGAGGGGAGCAGAGAAUCCCCCCCCCCAAUUCCAGGGAUGCGGGGUCUCUAUCACUUACCCCCCGCCGCCCUAGCUUUCCAGCCAGCAGGGGGCACUGCUGGGCAUGGAGCUUUGAUCUCCCUGAGGGCCUUCCCAGGCCGGCUGAUACCCCCCACAGUAGUGGGCAUGCUGUGGGGCUGCAGGGAAAUGCACCCUGUUCUGCUGCAGUGCGGCAAUGCACCCUGCUCUGCUGCAGUGCGGCAAUGCACCCUGCUCUGCUGCAGUGCGGCAAUGC